This is a messenger RNA of Cucurbita pepo subsp. pepo (vegetable marrow), 2133 nucleotides long. NCBI's taxonomy places the organism in Eukaryota, Viridiplantae, Streptophyta, Magnoliopsida, Cucurbitales, Cucurbitaceae. The record is from RefSeq and is a predicted model, not a curated record.
AAAAAAAAAUCUCCCUCAUUCUUAAUCCUAAUCGGUUUUUCGUCGAGCCGCUUUGAUUUCCUCCCAUUCCAUUCGACUUCGUGUUAUUCAAAGCUCUACUGAUUCUCUUCUCUCUCGAAAUUCCUCAUCCGCGAUCUGAUUUCCCCGGAAAGAUCUGACAAUUGCUGUUUCUGCUGUCUGGAUUUCAGAUUAUCAGAUCGCACCGCCAUUUCUCUUCCACUUCCGCUUCGUCGCCGUCGUCGUCGUCGUCGUUGACUUUGGUUAGGGAUUGUUCUUGCAACUUGCAGACUAGUGUUCCUUAGUUGGUGGUAGACUGUCGAGAUGUUAGGAGCAGGUGUUCGGUUUGGUUGCGUUAGAGGUGAGGACCGGUUUUACGAUUCAUCGAGAGCCAGGAAGGGCCUUCUCAGCCGUCAAAAUGAUAGGCUCUGUAGACCUCAAGAACACGCUUCAGCUACUCCAUCUUGCGCGGUUAAGGAUGUUUCCGUGCAGUAUCCGAUUACAGAGGCUGGGGACCGUGUCGUCUCUGAUGAAGCUACUAAACCAGUUCCCCAGCCGGCUGUUUCUCCGUUAAGUAAUCUCGAGCGCUUCUUGCAGUCGGUUACUCCUUCUGUGCCUGCUCAGUUUCUCUCUAAGAGUGCGUUGAGAGGUUGGAAGACGAGCGAUUCGGAGAGGCAGCCUUACUUUGUGCUUGGUGAUUUGUGGGAAACUUUCAAGGAGUGGAGCGCUUAUGGCGCUGGAGUGCCUCUGUUAUUGAAUAACACUGAUGGUGUGGUUCAGUAUUAUGUCCCGUAUUUGUCUGGCAUACAAUUGUAUGGCACGGAAUCGUCUACAAAGCCAAGGCAAUGGGGUGAGGAAACUGAUAGUGACUACAGAGAUUCAAGUAGUGAUGGUAGUAGUGAUUCUGAAACAAAGAGAAGAAUAAAACACUGUAGAGAACCACCCCACCAUAAUGAUCCGUCUAUCACAGCUCCUCUUAGAAUGGAUAGAUUGUCUUUGAGGGACCAGCAUUUGGGACGUCUCGAGGACUGCUCCAGCGAUGAGGCUGAAUCUUGCAAUUCUCAAGGUUGCCUUCUAUUUGAGUAUCUUGAAAGAGACCUACCGUAUUCACGCGAACCUUUGGCAGACAAGAUAUCGGACCUUGCCUCUCGUUUCCCUCAGCUGAAAACAUUGAGAAGCUGUGACCUACUACCAUGUAGUUGGAUAUCUGUGGCAUGGUACCCAAUUUACAGGAUACCAACUGGGCAAACAUUAAAGGAUCUUGAUGCUUGCUUUCUCACAUACCAUUCUCUACAUACUACAAUGGGAGGCCUUCAAAGCCCUCAAUUGCCAUUUGUGGCAUAUCCUUGUAAGACGGAUGCCAAAAAAGUUCCUUUAAGAAUUUUUGGACUUGCUUCAUACAAGUUUAAAGGGUCAUCAUUGUGGAUGCGAAAUGGUGGAGUUGAGCAUCAAUUGGCAAACAAGCUCUCGCGGGAAGCUGAUAAGUGGUUAAGAGAACUCCAGGUCAAUCACCCAGAUUUCGUAUUCUUCAGCCGACGAGAUUUAGCACCUUACUGAUACGAUACUCUUACAAACUAGAAAACGAAAGUCGACAAGUCGUGGCCCUACAAAAGAACCCCGUAAUUAGUUGGAUUAAGCUGUAUGCCUGUUGAAGGAGUGGUACACUCGUUUGCUUUCGUCAAGGUGGGGGAUUGAAGGAAGGUUAAGGAAUGUGAUAGGUUGCAAAAUACUGAAGCUUUAGUUGGUUGUUGGUGUGCCGUGCCUGAUGUAUUAACAAAGACCGAUAGAAAGUGAAGUCUAAAGAUGUAAGAAGAGAACAUAGCUGUAAGACUCGCUGGUUUAGCAAGGUAGAUGCUGGUUCGACAUGUAUCCAAUAAGCAUGUGUUCUUCUUUGCUUUCACCUUUUAGUUUAUGUAUCCAUAGAAGAGCCAUCAUUUGAGAAAUCAGGCCUUCCUUAAUCCCUCCGACUGACGGUCCUAAUUUUGUUAGAAUGUAAUGUUACUUAAGAGGAUUUAGCACCUCACUGGUUUUAUUCAGGCAUUGAACUGUACUGCAGGAGUUUCCUUGACCAUGAACAGAUUAUAACGAUUAGAAAUGUAUAUGGAAAGCGUAGAAUACGCCCUGAACUUGAGUAUC